UUUUUCUCCCAAAAAAAAAAAAAAAAGGAACAUGUUCUUCUCCACAAAUAGUAGUGGUAAUACCAAAAAUGUCCAUGACCCAUUUGGUAAUUUGUCUCAUGAUCUUGACCAUUCAUUCCAUCUUCCCAUCUCUUUCUUCCCCUUUCCUUCUCCUUUUGAAGUUGAUGAUGAUCGUGAUCUCAAUUUCACUACUAAUUCUCCCUCUAAUUCUUCUCAAAAUUAUAAUAAUAAUCCUCCUCCUAUUAUUUCCACUUGUAAUAGCCCUCCUAUUGACAACAUGAGCAUGGUGGUGAUGAAUUCAGAUCAAAAGAUGAAGAAGAUGAUGAAGAAAGUCCCACAAAGAAAAAGAUUGUCAAAAAAAGAUAGACAUAGCAAAAUCACAACAGCAAAAGGGGUAAGAGAUAGAAGAAUGAGGCUUUCUUUACCGGUGGCUAAGCAAUUCUUUGGAUUACAAGACAUGUUGGGUGUUGAUAAAGGUAGCAAAACAGUUGAAUGGUUGUUGAUUCAAGCCAAGCCUGAAAUUUUGAAACUUGCUACAGAGAAAAAAAACCAUAAUUGUUUCACGAUCAGUAAUUCUUCUUCUAAUUAUUCCAAUUCUUCAGAGCUUGAUAAUGAAGUUGGAGUAAUUAUUGGUGAUCAAAAUUUGAAUACCAAAGAUAAUAAUAUCAAAAUUAGUAAGAAGAAGAUCAAGAAGAAGAAGAUUAUGAGAGCCAAACAACUGCCAAUUAGAAAAACCAUGGCCAAAGAAUUGAGAGAAAAGGCAAGAGAAAGAGCAAGAGCAAGAACUUUGGAGAAGCUGAAAAGUCAGAUGUUUAUUAGGGAUUCAGCUUGUUGUUCAGAUGAUCAUCAACCAAAUUUUACCAACAUUAAUUCAUCUUCUUCUUGGAGCAGUCCUUUUGAAACUACUGGUGGAGAGGAAUCAGCUGGUACUACUACUCAUCAAAGCUACAAUAAUAAUAAUAAUCCAAUCACUUCCCAGUUUGAUUCUCAAUUCCACCAAAUUUUUUCUUCUUUUGAUGUUAUUUUGCCAAAGUGGAGCCCAUCUGAUGAUUCAACUUUCAAUUUUCUGCAUCAACAGCAUGAAUUUGAAGACUCUGAUAUCUUUGGAUAAAAGGUAUAUGGGUUGGUUGCAAGCAUGCUACAAGUCUCAACAACAUGGGAUUUUGAUUCUUAAUUUUCUCAAGGGAAUUAACCUAGCUAGGAAGUAUAUCAAGUUGGAAAGACAAAUAUUGUUAUAUUACCAUUGUUAUUAUUCUCAUAAUUUCAUGUCGAGUGUCUUGUUGUUGUUCUUCACUUUCUGUUUGAAAUUAAUGUAAAACAUAGAAACAUUUCUCAAUAUAUUUGCAUGUGCUUUCAAUUAACAACA
Cucumis sativus (cucumber) is the source of this 1366-nucleotide messenger RNA. Its product is annotated as transcription factor TCP18. The record is from RefSeq and is a predicted model, not a curated record. Gene Ontology annotation, molecular function: DNA-binding transcription factor activity; sequence-specific DNA binding. Gene Ontology annotation, biological process: regulation of secondary shoot formation. NCBI's taxonomy places the organism in Eukaryota, Viridiplantae, Streptophyta, Magnoliopsida, Cucurbitales, Cucurbitaceae. The transcript is spliced from 2 exons. Gene Ontology annotation, cellular component: nucleus. Bases 32 to 1111 code for a protein of 359 amino acids.